This is a messenger RNA of Bactrocera tryoni, 1613 nucleotides long. Its product is annotated as delta-like protein 1. The coding region runs from base 176 to 1468 and encodes 430 amino acids. The record is from RefSeq and is a predicted model, not a curated record. NCBI's taxonomy places the organism in Eukaryota, Metazoa, Arthropoda, Insecta, Diptera, Tephritidae. The transcript is spliced from 2 exons.
UACGCUAAGGAGUGCUGUGAACCCUUCAGCGGAGUGUGUGUUAUAAAUACAAAUAAUAAAGAAAUUAAAGUAUCUAAAUAAUAAAUAAAAUUGAAAGGAUUACAAAGGCCUGAUCUGCCACCUACUAUAAAUAAAUAAAUAAAAUAAAAUUCCGGGGGCUCGCAGCGCGCAAAUUAUGUCACGCUACGCAAAUAAGGUCAUCCUAUCGAUAUUUUUGUUGAUCCAACUGACGACGUUGUGUCUAAGUAGUGAAACCGGUACCAAUGCGGAGGCCAACAGCGAUGCGGUGGACGAAAGUUCACUUGCGCUAGAAAAUAAGGACUACUAUUGCCUGCGGAAUGUUACCUACUAUGAGGAGAAAGCAGUAGACAAGACCCGUGAAGUGGAGAUUAAGCCGAGCGGUGUGUUUAAAUGGUUUAAGAAGAGCAAAACACAGGUGGAGCACUACGUCGAUAUGGUGAAGGUGCCGCAUCAGCGACUAAAGAAUGACUGCUGCGAAGGCUACGCAAUGGCUCCCAAUAAGACAUGUCUGCCCGUUUGCGAGCCCGCUUGCCCGGCCAACGCGUUCUGUCGUGCACCCAAAAUGUGCCAGUGCCGACGUGGCUACGACGCUGUCAAGUCGGCGCUGAAUGGCACACAUUACUGCGAACCGCGCUGCGCGUCCGGUUGCCCCUACGGUGGUAAGUGCGUGGCACCAGAGCUGUGCGAGUGCGCGCCGGGCUAUCGCGUCCAUGCGGGCAGCUGCAUACCCACUUGUGCUUCGGACUGUCUGAACGGACGUUGCAUAGCGCUGAAUCAGUGUGGUUGUGAUGCGGGCUACGCCAAGGAUUCGGCGACCGGUGAAUGUGUGCCAUUGGUGGAUUGUGGUGUGGUGAGUGAGUGCAUAGAAACGGCAAACAGCACUGAGCGCAGCGACAGCGGUGAGGGGACCAUAAGUAGUGUGACUGCGCUAAAUAUAAACGAGGCCGAGACGACCGAAACUGAGCUGAUGGCUACUGGCACCGACGAAAAUACCAUCACUGGUAAUCCAGCUUACAACAGCACAGUUAGUGAUGAUGGUGAUGAUGACGAUAUUGUACUUUUUCCCAGCAACGAGGAGGAGACGAAUUGUACACUUCAGCCCUGCAUCGGUGAUACUGCAUGCAAAUUGGUUGGCAGUUGCGCAUGCGCUGACGGCUUCAUACGCCACCAACCGGCACCGGUGAAUGAUGUGGAGGUGGGUCCCAUUUGUAUGGCAGCCACCGAACAAGAUGGGCUCACAAAUGCACGCGGCGCGGAUGGUGGUUGGACGGCUACGUUCUUUGUAGUUGUAGGCGUGGUCGUGAUGAUGUGCGCUUUGGUCGUGUUGUUCGUAAAGUUGUGGCGCCACCAGCAUGGCUCUUUGAAUGUGGAAGGGAAAACCGAGCCGUGUUGUAGAUAUGAUAAGAAUAGUACGAGCUCAGACAGCGGACAUGUGGACAUGUGCUGAGGGAUGGAUGUGUAGUCAGAGCUCAUUUGUGUAUGUACGUGUGGACUGUCGCUGUUUAAUUUCUAAGCUUUAAUUGAUUCGUAAUUUGCCAUAAUAAUAUUUAGUUGUUAUAAGAGUUCACUGUAUAUAUAAAACAUAAAAAUAA